Molecule: messenger RNA, 1298 nt
Organism: Oncorhynchus tshawytscha (Chinook salmon)
Lineage: Eukaryota; Metazoa; Chordata; Actinopteri; Salmoniformes; Salmonidae
Product: insulin-like growth factor-binding protein 3
Exons: 4
Coding region: 236-1117 (293 amino acids)
Biological process (GO): regulation of insulin-like growth factor receptor signaling pathway
Cellular component (GO): extracellular region
Molecular function (GO): insulin-like growth factor I binding; insulin-like growth factor II binding; fibronectin binding
Source: RefSeq, a predicted model, not a curated record
UUAUAUUAUUGGGUACAUAUUAAUGUAUGUGCAAACAUGUAUGUAGCAACUGCUGAUUCCCCCUUUAAAGCAAUCCCACACACAGGCAACUCAUUUGAGGGGGUGUGACAUUUCAGUGGAUGGCUCUAUAUAUUGAGACGUUUUGUCUAAAGUGGUUUCAUGUGAAUUAGGUACGCAUCAACUGCAGAGUUAAAUUUAGGACAAUACGCACCACGACCUGCCCGAAAUCAUUACAAUGGAGACCUGUUAUCGCACACUUUGGAUGACAGUUGUUCUGGCAUUGAUUACGCGGAGAUCAGCCGCGGUAGGGCCGGUUAUCCGGUGUGAACCUUGUGAUGCUGGAGCCCGGCUCCUCUGCAAGCCGUUGCCCAAGGACUGCACCGAGAGAGUUCGCGAAACUGGCUGCGGGUGCUGCAUGACUUGCGCGCUGGCAUUUGGACAGCCGUGCGGGGUGUACACGGGGAGAUGUGGCUCCGGGAUGACAUGCCAGCAGCAGCCCGGCGAGACGAAACCUCUCCAAGCUCUGCUGGAGGGACGAGGACAGUGUGCGAUUGCAACCAUUAAAAGAUCCACCGCCGCUUUACCUGCCGUCAAUGAGAUACAAGAGAAUGUGGGUGGUACUCAGGAGGAGGAGCAAAACACCACCGCCCCAGUGAUCCAAGCCCCCCAAGCCCUUUUCAGCACCAGCAGACCUCCUGUUGGCCCCCCCAGACUCCCCCACCACCCCUCUCUCCUCCACCCUGUCAAGGCAGUGGUCAUCCACAGGGAGCAGCUGAAGAGGGCCAGGAGCUACAAAAUGGAGGAACUCCCUGGAGCUCACAGCACAGACCAACAGAACUUCUCCCUGGAAUCCAAGCAGGAGCCAGAGUAUGGUCCCUGCCUUAGAGAGAUGGAGAGUGUCCUCAAAGGACUGAAGAUCACAGACAUCCUCAACCCCAGAGGCUUCCACAUCCCAAACUGUGACAACAAGGGCUUCUACAAAAAAAAACAGUGCCGUCCAUCCAAGGGCAGAAAGCGAGGGUUUUGCUGGUGUGUCGACAAGUAUGGGCAGCCAUUGCCAAGUUUCAACGGGAAGGAGAGAGGAGACACCCAGUGCUACAACUCUGAGAGCCAAUAAGACCUAAGCAGCAAGAAGGAACCAGAGAGAGAGAGAGAGAGGCGGAGAGAAAGAAAAAGGAGCCAUGAACACACAGAAAAACUAUGAGGAUAUUGGGAUCCAAAAGGGUCCAAAAUGGCUGGGCCUGGACGUGUUGGCUGGCAUUGAUGAUACUUCGGCCAACAGGAAGGCAGGGCAGGAG